Cariama cristata (Red-legged seriema) is the source of this 1011-nucleotide messenger RNA. RefSeq names its product protein lin-7 homolog A. Gene Ontology annotation, cellular component: basolateral plasma membrane; cell-cell junction; MPP7-DLG1-LIN7 complex. The record is from RefSeq and is a predicted model, not a curated record. The transcript is spliced from 4 exons. Gene Ontology annotation, molecular function: L27 domain binding. The coding region runs from base 9 to 491 and encodes 160 amino acids. Gene Ontology annotation, biological process: neurotransmitter secretion; protein localization to basolateral plasma membrane; maintenance of epithelial cell apical/basal polarity. Lineage: Eukaryota; Metazoa; Chordata; Aves; Cariamiformes; Cariamidae.
AUCAAUACAUGCAUGAAACCAUAACUGUUAAUGGCUGCCCCGAAUUCCGAGCCAGGGCCACUGCAAAGGCAACAGUUGCUGCUUUUGCAGCAAGCGAAGGCCAUUCACACCCGCGAGUGGUGGAGCUGCCAAAAACUGAUGAAGGCCUGGGCUUUAAUGUCAUGGGAGGAAAGGAACAAAAUUCACCUAUUUAUAUUUCUCGCAUCAUUCCUGGAGGAGUGGCAGAAAGGCAUGGAGGGCUCAAACGGGGGGACCAGCUGCUUUCAGUUAACGGAGUGAGCGUGGAAGGAGAACACCACGAGAAGGCGGUGGAGCUGCUGAAGGCGGCUAAGGACAGCGUCAAGCUGGUGGUACGCUACACUCCCAAGGUGCUGGAGGAGAUGGAGGCUCGCUUCGAAAAACUGAGAACAGCCCGGCGCCGGCAACAGCAGCAACUGCUCAUUCAGCAGCAGCAACAGCAGCAAACUACACAGCAAAACCAUAUGUCGUAGGUUAUUCUCAAGAAAAAGCAAGCCUCGAUCAAGAGUUCAGUAAUCAAGCAACCAGAGCUGUACUUCAGUAUUCCAGCAAAAGGAAACAACUAGAGGAACAGGAAACAGAAUUCAUCUGGAGAAUGUGCGGUAGAAGAAUAAUGUAGUUAAGACAGCCACAGGGAGGGUACCUUCAUGAUAAGGCUUUUCAGCACACAGCAGUCACAGGUACAUAGUACUUUUGUGACUCUGUUCCUAAUGAGAGCAGCAUGAUAGGUAAACCCUAUGGAACAGAGAAGUCCAGGGCUUCCAAAUAAUUCUGUUUGAUCUGAUCUUGCACUUCUUACUCUGACAAAUUGGCCAGCUGGCUUUCUCUAGUCACUGAAAGUUUUGUUUUAAGGAGAUCAAGAUUGGCUGCUUUUGGGGACAGAAUCUUUCUCUACAGUUAUCUCCAGAAAUGAACAACUACAUCAGUUCAAAAUUUUGCCACAGACAUCAAACUCAUACAACACGCUUCAUAGCCACUUUGUACUAUAUAUUG